Messenger RNA from Lodderomyces beijingensis, 1182 nucleotides. The record is from the annotation of a GenBank genome assembly. Lineage: Eukaryota; Fungi; Ascomycota; Pichiomycetes; Serinales; Debaryomycetaceae.
AUGCCAGAGUUUUCCGAUCAUGUGAGGGCUACGUUUGAGCCAAGUGACACCAAGCUUCUUACUACAACCCCGACCACCAAACUCUUGGUCGAGUCACCAGCACUUGCCACUGCGCUAUCGCAGAUAUUCCCGUUUCUACUACUCGUUGACGGCUUAUUGGAGACGGUUACUUGGACAAACGACGACCCGUACAGAAAUUUCCUUAUAAUGACUUUUUACUCGUGCGUGGUGGUCUACUGGGAGCUCGUGUCGCAUUAUAUCCUCCCGACGCUCAUAGUUGGCUUGUUUUCACUCUUUGUGUGGCUGAUCAGCUCGGUGGUUUACGACUCCAAAUACGGCGAAAAGCCCACCAUUGAGGAGGUCCUCUAUACUUUGCACAACAUCACCAUCAGAUCGGAGAUACUCUUGCGCCCCAUCAAGAAGUUCCGGCUCACUCCAAAGAACUACACAAGGCUCUUUUUCAUGGCGAUGAUGUUGACCCCACUACACUGGGUCUUGGUCAAAACAAUCCUCCCUCCGCAGAGGUACUUGUGGUUUGCUGGUCUUUUCCUUCUUUCCUUCAACAGCCCCUAUGCUCAUGCAACUAGACAGCUUUUGUGGAGAUCCUUGUACUUGAGGCUAGCCGUUGUUUAUAUCACGGGAGUCAAUUUCAAAACCAGCAGGACCCGUCCAACAAAGGAGACCCCCAUGGCACAAAGUGUCUCGGGCAGCGACAUGGAGGACUCCCACACUUUACCCGUCUUGUCCAAUUUCAAAAUCUUGAAAAAGAAAAUGAUAUCUCCCAUUGAACUAAAGCAAACCGUUUUGUUUGAAGUUUUAGAAAAUGAACGGAGGUGGUUUGGCAUAGGUUGGUCUGCACUAUUGUAUCCAAGCGAGCGUGCUAAUUUCUGCUAUGAAAAGACGUUACAGGAGGCCCCCGCAGUCACGUCAAAUGCAAAGGACUUUUCAUUUCCCGUGUUUGAAAACGAUGUCUACUCGUAUGAGUGGGAGUGGAUCGAUGACAAAUGGUCGUUAGAUUUGGAGUUUAACAAGUCCAAAAACAAAGAAGGCUGGGUCUACUACGAUAACAACUGGGAGCACCCGAGAUACCAAGACGGUUACAGCAAAUACACCCGAUCCAGAAAAUGGGUCAAGAAGGCUUCACUCGUGAUUGACAAGCAAACAACCGUGUACGAUGAAUAG